Molecule: messenger RNA, 1726 nt
Organism: Brassicogethes aeneus
Lineage: Eukaryota; Metazoa; Arthropoda; Insecta; Coleoptera; Nitidulidae
Source: the annotation of a GenBank genome assembly
AUGGCCGAAGCCGAUAAGUUGAAUAUCGACAACAUAAUUGCAAGACUUUUGGAAGUACGAGGUGCAAGGCCGGGAAAAAAUGUCCAACUGACGGAAAACGAGAUACGCGGCUUGUGUCUAAAAUCCCGCGAAAUUUUCCUCUCACAGCCCAUCCUUUUGGAACUCGAGGCACCACUGAAAAUAUGCGGCGAUAUUCACGGGCAAUAUUACGAUUUGCUGCGUCUAUUUGAGUACGGAGGAUUCCCGCCCGAGUCUAAUUACUUGUUUCUUGGCGAUUACGUGGACCGUGGCAAACAAUCGCUAGAAACCAUUUGUUUGCUGCUAGCCUACAAAAUUAAAUAUCCAGAGAAUUUCUUCCUGCUUAGAGGCAACCACGAGUGCGCCUCCAUCAAUCGUAUAUACGGAUUCUAUGAUGAAUGUAAAAGAAGAUACAACAUAAAAUUAUGGAAAACCUUCACAGACUGCUUCAAUUGUCUUCCAGUGGCCGCCAUUGUAGACGAGAAAAUUUUCUGCUGUCAUGGAGGUUUGAGCCCGGAUCUGCAGUCCAUGGAGCAAAUCAGACGGAUAAUGCGGCCGACAGACGUGCCCGACCAGGGCCUGCUGUGCGAUUUGCUCUGGUCGGAUCCCGACAAGGAUCAGAUGGGCUGGGGCGAGAACGACAGAGGCGUAUCCUUCACUUUCGGCGCGGAAGUGGUCGGAAAAUUUUUGCACAAGCACGAUUUCGAUCUCAUCUGCCGCGCCCAUCAGGUGGUCGAAGACGGCUACGAGUUCUUCGCCAAGAGACAGCUGGUGACGCUGUUUUCCGCACCAAAUUACUGCGGGGAAUUCGAUAACGCGGGAGCGAUGAUGUCAGUUGAUGAGACUCUGAUGUGCAGUUUUCAGAUCCUGAAGCCCGCAGACAAGCGAAAGUUUCAGUACAGCAUGAAUUCGGGUCGGCCUGUGACCCCGCCAAGGGCGGCGGCCAAUAAAAACAAGAAGAAAUAAUGACUCCACCCCCCCCACUUUAUCUAUCACCCCCCUCCAAAUCCCGAUCCUUCUCCUCUUUCUCCUACAAACACCUGCGUAAUUAUAAGUGUUUCUUUAUCUAGAAUAGGUCCAACACAACAAAAACAAAAUACAUGAAAAUGCAUAAAAAAAUUGGUUUUCUUUUUUCUUUUUGAGCUCGCCUCGUAUGUCAAGUUGUAUAUACGAGGGCCGUUCAAAAAGUCUCUAAAUUAUGUCUGUAGUAUACUUUUUAAAUACUAAUAUUUCGUUAUUAGUACUUUUUCUUUCGAGGACACCGCCUAUUGGAAACCGUUUUAAAAUUAUUUUUUUUUAGUUAUUUAAUGAGUAAUUUCGCGAAACAAGACUAAAAUUAAUAAAUGAAAAAAAGGAAAAGUUGUUGUUUCAUAUUUAUAUUAGUGUUAAUCUUGAAUGUCAUCAUAAAAAAAUUAAACCACCCCAAUUUUUUUAAUAGUUUCAUUACUAUGGGUGUCUUGAAUUAUCAUCUAGCUCAUAUUUUAUUUUAUUUUGGUUUUUAUAAGUAAAGUGAUUUUUUCUCUAAUUGACGUUUGUAAAAUAUAUUAUAUUUUUAUAUAACAUUUUGUUCUUUCUUUUUUUCACUUUCUUCAAACAUUGUUCCACCAAAAUGAAAAUGAGUAUUUUUUAUAGAAUACCAUCAAAGUUUUUGUAAAUAUGUGUUACCUCGUUUAAAAACACCUAUUUUCGAUCUUAAUUUAAAUAAAAA